Messenger RNA from Gasterosteus aculeatus aculeatus (three-spined stickleback), 1889 nucleotides. Lineage: Eukaryota; Metazoa; Chordata; Actinopteri; Perciformes; Gasterosteidae. The record is from RefSeq and is a predicted model, not a curated record.
GUACCAGAGGUUCCUACAUGGGAGCAAAUACCAGAGGACCAGCUUCCUCCGCCUACCCAUAUCCCUGCUGAUCUGGUGGACAAACUGGAGCGACUGGCCUUGGUGGAUUUUCGCACCAAACAGGGCCUGGCCUGUUUGGAGAAGGCUAUACGAUUUGCAGAUCAGCUUCACGUUCUUGACACGUCAGGGGUUGAACCGAUGGAUUCAGUUCUGGAGGACAGGUAUGGUACGGACAGUUAAUGUGAAACACUGACGUCUGCAUGCAGGCUUUUUUCUCCCAGUUAUAUCCAAAUAGAGUUAUAUAUGUGAAAAGCCGGUGUUACUGAUGCGAUUAUGUUUUGUCCAUCCACAUUCAGGGCAUUGAAACUGAGGGAUGAUGCCGUAACGGAAGGAGAUUGUGCUGAAGAACUGCUUCAGCUCUCCAAAAACACAAUUGAAGAAUAUUUUGUGGCACCACCAGGAAAUAUCCCUCUUCCAAAGAGGGAGGAGAGGGCCACCAUGCUGAAACAGUCCGAGUUAUAAAGUGUAUCUUUGGUCUAAACUAAAAACAUCUGCAUUCAUUUAGAUUUGUUAUUUUUCAAUUUCAUUUGACUGUUUUGACAUUAUUGAUAAAUCCUGUUUUAGUUUCAGUAUCAUUUUAUUAAAAAGUUUAGUGAGGAGGGAGAUAGACUGCAAUCGCAGUGCAUUGUUUCAAUUAGGGAUUUACAUUAUGAUCUCAACAGUGUGUCCUAUUUUCAUUCUAGUAUUAUUUAACUUGAAUAAAAAACAAAAAUAAUACUUCAUUCCUACCGUUCUUUGUUUCUGUUUUGUUUUCCAAACCAAAUGUGAUAUCAUAUCUGUGUCAUGAAAUAGAUCAUGACGUGUCGGCCAGGUAUCGGGUGUGACCUGUAAACUCGUCAUACACCUCAAGGCUUUCACGUGACGAAAACAAUACAACAGCAGAGUCAUGUUGGGAGAAUAGAAACCGAAAGUUGUAGAGGCAUGAAAAGGGAAAACGAAUCUUAACUAAAGGGGAGGGUGUCGAUCAGCUGAGGCAGACUAUAUAAACAGAGGAGACAGCUGCUCGAGCACAUCGUUGUUUCUCCCUCAACUCGGACUGCAGCUCUCCACAGGAAUCUGAUAAAGUUUUUACAAGAUCUCUCCCACGAUGGAUUUAACCAUCGUUAUGCUGAACGGGACAUCCCACAACAUGCAUGUGGACCACCAGGACACGGUGGGCUCUCUGAAAAAACAAAUCCAGCAGAAACUGGGAGUCGCCUACGAGACCCAGAAGCUGGUCUUCACAAACGGCACCAGCACCCACCUCAACGACAACUCGAAGCCCAUCAGCCACUACGGCUUGGGCCCCGGGGCCCGGGUGUCCCUCCUGGUGACGCAGCCUGAGACCAUCCAGGUGUUCCUCAAAAACGAAAAGGGGAAGUUGACCACCUAUGACAUCGGACCCAGCGAGACCGUGGGCUACUUCAAGAGCCGGGUGAAGGCCCGAGAGGGGGUCCCGAAGAACCAGCAGAGGCUCAUCCACCAGGGCCGAGAGAUGUCACAGGACCAGAGUAAACUGUCCGACUACGGCGUCCAGGCGACGAGCACCAUCGACCUGUCUUUCCGCCUGAGAGGUUGAGGACACUUGUGGUUCAUUUGUUUCCAGUUCGUUUUCUGAACAUUCCUCCAUUGGAUUUAAAUUAAACAUUUAACUUUGAAUUCCUCUUCUUUAUUAUUUAUUUGUAUUUUCUUUUGAAAACCCAUUGCAUUCCUCAAUGCUGUAUUCUGUAGCAUCUCAGGCAGUUGUUUAGGCUUUAUUUGUUAUUGAGCAGUUCAAAUAUAUUAUUCAGACAGCAUUAUGAUUACUGGACACUGUUAAAAACUAAUAAAAGUGACUUUCAAUUACCAAA